This is a messenger RNA of Salvelinus fontinalis (brook trout), 2060 nucleotides long. RefSeq names its product MNAT1 component of CDK activating kinase (gene mnat1). The record is from RefSeq and is a predicted model, not a curated record. The transcript has 9 exons. Gene Ontology annotation, cellular component: transcription factor TFIIH holo complex. Gene Ontology annotation, biological process: nucleotide-excision repair; regulation of transcription by RNA polymerase II; positive regulation of cyclin-dependent protein serine/threonine kinase activity. The coding region runs from base 971 to 1795 and encodes 274 amino acids. Gene Ontology annotation, molecular function: cyclin-dependent protein serine/threonine kinase activator activity. Lineage: Eukaryota; Metazoa; Chordata; Actinopteri; Salmoniformes; Salmonidae.
CCACAAUGUCUGCGGUGUGGAUCGAGACGUCAACAAGUCGAGCAGUCAUUUGAAAAAGUAAGAAUCAUUUCAGUCAGAAAACUCAAAGGCGAAAUCCAUUAACGGCAAGAUAAUGGAAUUCAUUGCCCUUGACAAUCAACCGUUCUCUGUUGUGGGUGAUGUUGGCUUUUUCCGACUGGUCGAGCACCACUACACACGACCAAGUGCGCUAUUUUUCAGAUGUUGCCCUACCGGAGAUACACAGUAAUAGCGUCACUGCUAUUAGCUUCACUACUGACAUUUGGACCAGCGAUAUCAGCCCCAUGAGCAUGCUGAGUCUGACGGCAUAGUGGGUCGUCGAGGAUUUCGUUCUGAGGAAAGUCGUAUUUCACACACAUGAAUGUGCUGGUUGUCAUACCGCUGCUGCCAUUUCAAUGGCAUUUUAGAACAUGUUUGGAACAUGAACACACUAGCCAGCUCCAUUCAAACAACUGACUCGAGAAAUAAGCUCAUCAACUGCACCUGCAACAGACGUGAUACCCUCUGUCAUGGCAUUGAAACGCCUGCUCAACAAAACUGCUGACACAAGCUGUGAACAAGCGAGUCGGUGGCAUUCUCUCUUUACUGUGUCACCAUCAUGCUCGAUGCUAUGUACAAGGACCGCUACUUCGAUGCAGACAAGAAACAGGGUUUACGUGAAAUGUUACAUACACAGCUGGACAGGAUGGAAAUGGACACAGUGACAGUGCGUACCGAGGAAGAGAGGCCACAGACAGACAGAGCUGAAACUUCACUGCUUGACAUGUAUGAUGAAAUCCUGGUUGGGAAUGAAAUGACUGAACAAAUGAACAACAAAACAGCACAGGAAGUUGAGAGGUCCAUGUUCCAUCUGUGAGGUCAGGGAAGGGUGCAGAGGAGCUUGCCACAGAUAUUAGGAGAGUAGCAGGACAGAUGAGGUGGGAGUGGUCAGAGAUGUGAGAGCUGUGUGGACAUGCUGUUUGUGCGCGGCUCGGGGAACUGUGUGCAGUGCGACACGCCCCUGAGGAAGAGUAACUUCCGUGUGCAGCUCUUUGAAGACCCUGCCGUGGACAAGGAGGUGGAGAUCCGUAAGAAGGUGCUCAAGAUUUACAACAAGAGAGACUUUGACUUCUCCAACUUGAGAGAAUACAAUGACUACUUGGAGCGAGUGGAGGAGAUUGUCUAUAACCUGACCAACAACCUGGAGGUGGAGGGGACAAAACAGAUCAUGGAGGCAUACCAGAGAGAGAAUAGAGACAUCAUUCAGAAGAACAAGGCCAAGCUGACUCGAGAGCAGGAGGAGUUGGAGGAGCUGCUGUUGUUGGAGCAGCAGGGGAACGAGCAGCGCAGGCUGGAGACUCUGCAGGAAGAACAGAGACAGUUACAGGCCAAGAGGAAGAGCAAGCAGGCUCUACUAGACGAACUGGAGCGCUCUCAUGUCCCCGCCACCAUCCUGCUGGCCCAACACAAGGACCGGGCCGCCCAGCUGGAGACCCAGAUUGAGAAGCAGAAACAGGUGGUCAAAACCACCAUCUUCUCCACCGGCAUCCCUAUGGGUCAGACUGUGUCGCUGCUGACCGUGACCCGGUUAGAAGAGGUUCUGUACCACUACCAGCCCAUCCACAUCCACACAUACGGACCCCCCGUCCCUGAGCUGGAGCAGCUGGGGCGACUCGGGUAUUUGAACCACGUGCGUACUGCCCAGCCCCAGGACAUGGCUGGAGGAUACAACUCAGGACUGGCGUGUCAUCGAGCCAUCCAGGAUGCCUUCAGUGGGCUCUUCCAUCCACUGGGCUGACCCCUCAAAAACAGAGAGGAGCUCAGAAAUAUGAGGCUGUCAAUAUAAACUCUUGUCUAAGGACUCAAAUCACCACCCUGCUCUACAUUGUGGAGGGAGCCAUAGACCGCUAUGGAUGGUGGUCUAAAGUCAGACCAGGAUGUAUAUGUUGCUAUUUUUGUAUUAUCUUAUUUUCAUUUUUAUUAAAAUAAAUAUAUAAAAAAAUAAGCCAGUUGCAAUCUGAACCAUGUCCUGUUUGUUGGAUAAUAAAACUUUUGAAACAAUG